AUGGAGUUUGACCCUGUCAACCGUGAGGUCCCAGCACCAAGGUACGAGCUCGAGUCGGGCUCUGAGGAUGAGUUCGAGGCAGGUACUCAGGUCGGCGACAACAAGUGGCAAGAGCCAUUCCGUAUCGUUUCCGGUAGUGGAGCGAGCUCCUCGACUCUCGAAUCUGGCACCCAACUUUUGGUCUUGAUAGGGAACGCAGGCGCUGCGUUGCUCUCAUCUCUGUCCGCACCAGCCGAGCAGUACUUGCUACGAACGGGGACAGAGCAACAUGCAUCAAUCGCAGUGGUCGAAUCCGUAUCAGGGGACAAGAUCACCGCGGCGCUAGUGGCACCACCACCGCAGCUUCGAUCUUGCCGCUUCCAUGACAUGGUCCAGACUCUUGUCGAGGCAGCGAAACCAUCAAGCAUCGUGAUUGUUGACUCUUACAGCCCGCAAGAGAAACUUUACCGCGACCAGUCUGCUGACGAGGACGACGGAGAUGGUGUCGACAAGCUUGUGAGAUACCUUGCAACACCAAGCUAUCUGACGAAGAACAAGGUUGAUGUGCGAGGGCUGACACCGCUUCGCUCCCCUGAAGCGGCAAGUGGACUUGGUGCUGGAUUCCUGUCCAAGGCUGUCAUCGAGAGCAUUCCGGCCAUCCUGACGCUACUUGAAGACGUGAGCUUCCAAUUACACGUCCAGCUAUAUGGCUCCUUAGGUGCUGCUCAAUUGUCUCCAGCCACAAGCGAUGUGUUGAGCACCUUGACAGGACUUGGCGGCAAGCAUCAAGCAGCAUCGGCGCCAAGCAAGACUAUUCUCGACUUUGCCGCUUCGAGACGAAUCAAGCCAGCAACCAACUUGGCAGUGCUAGGUGACGGUAACAUGUACAUUUAG
This is a messenger RNA of Ustilago hordei, 873 nucleotides long. RefSeq lists its product as uncharacterized. NCBI's taxonomy places the organism in Eukaryota, Fungi, Basidiomycota, Ustilaginomycetes, Ustilaginales, Ustilaginaceae. Bases 1 to 873 code for a protein of 290 amino acids. The transcript has 2 exons. The record is from RefSeq and is a predicted model, not a curated record.